This is a messenger RNA of Thermochaetoides thermophila DSM 1495, 1620 nucleotides long. RefSeq names its product carbon-oxygen lyase-like protein. Gene Ontology annotation, molecular function: carbohydrate binding; carbon-oxygen lyase activity, acting on polysaccharides. Lineage: Eukaryota; Fungi; Ascomycota; Sordariomycetes; Sordariales; Chaetomiaceae. The record is from RefSeq and is a predicted model, not a curated record. The coding region runs from base 1 to 1620 and encodes 539 amino acids. The transcript has 2 exons. Gene Ontology annotation, biological process: pectin catabolic process.
AUGGCUUUGCUGAAUGCUGUCCAGCUCUUCAUCAUUUCGCUCACGUUCUUCGUCUCUGGAGUGUUUGGGGCGUUUGGCUACACGUCUUCGGGCGGCAACUACGUGAUUGAUGCUGGUUCCGCCAAUCCACUGAUCUUUUCAGUCAGCCAGUCCAACUGUGAUAUCAAGUCGAUCAAAUAUCGUGGCACCGAACUCCAAUAUGGAAAUACUGGCAGCCACAUCAACUCCGGCCUAGGAUCGGCUACCGUCUCUAUCACGCAGAUCAACGGAUCCAAGCGGUACAUCAAGGUCACGUGCGUGACAUCGACCUUGACGCACUAUCUGGUGGUUCGAGAGGGCGACAGUAUCAUUUAUAUGGCGACCUAUAUCACGGCUGAGCCGUCAAUUGGCGAGCUGCGCUGGAUCGCCCGGUUGCUGCCAGACAAGCUUCCUAACGAGUACCCGUACGGCGAAGUCUCGAACACAGCUGGGUCCAGCGCAACGGUUGAGGGUUCAGACGUCUUCUUGGUCAACGGGCAAACACGGUCAAAGUUCUACUCGUCCACUCGUUUCAUCGAUGAAGACGCCCACUGCGUGUACGGCGGCAGCGAUCUGAUCCAUGUCUGCAUCUUGACGCCGCAGCAAGAGUCCUCCUCCGGCGGUCCUUUCUUCCGUGAUAUCAACUCCAACAAUGCGGGUGCCUCGACAAACCUCUACAAUUACAUGAACAGCGGUCACGUACAAACCGAAGCCUUCCGCAUGGGGCUUCACGGGCCUUACCUGAUGCAGUUUUCACGCUCUGGCAUCCCAACUGUUAAGAACACCGAUGUUUCCUUUUUCUCAGAGUUGGGCAUUACCGGUUAUGUGCCUGCUUCAGGACGCGGCACAGUUAAGGGCACAGCGACCGGAAUCCAAAGAGGUAUGCAGGGCGUUGUCCAUUGGUACAACAGCCAGGCACAGUACUGGGCUAAGACGUCCUCAAAUGGGGCAUUCACAUCUCCCCUAAUGAAGCCUGGCACGUACACAAUGGUGCUGUACCAGACUGAGUUCAAGAUCGCUACCACUAUGGUCACCGUCUCUGCUGGACAGACUGUGACCCAGAACAUUGCGGGCAAUUUCAACACCACGAGGAAGACGCUCUGGCAGAUUGGAGAGUACGAUGGUCAGCCCACAGGCUUCCGUAACGCCGACAAGUUCCUGAGGAUGCACCCGUCCGACAGCCGCAUGGCCAGCUGGGGCCCACUGACAUAUACGGUGGGCAGCUCCUCCCUCUCUGACUUUCCCAUGGCUGUGUUCAAGGACGUAAACAAUCCGGUUACCAUCAAGUUCAACUUGGCCAGCGCUCCCGGGGCUGCUACCUUGAGGAUUGCCACAACGCUUAGCUUCGCGGGCGGCCGUCCCCAGGCCACCAUCAACGGCUGGACAGCGUCUGCUCCGGCAGCGCCGACGAAGAUUGACAGUCGCGGUAUUACCCGUGGAGCCUAUCGCGGCCAUGGCGAAGUCUACACCGUUAGUAUCCCAGCUGACAAGCUCGUCGCUGGCAGCAACACCAUCACCAUCUCCGUCAUCUCUGGCAGCAGCGGAGCCAAGUUCCUGAGCCCUAACUUUAUCUUUGAUGCCGUGGAGCUGUACACCAGCUGA